Cloeon dipterum is the source of this 1167-nucleotide messenger RNA. It is a transcript of the gene Syx16, whose product is annotated as syntaxin 16. Gene Ontology annotation, molecular function: SNARE binding; SNAP receptor activity. Gene Ontology annotation, biological process: intracellular protein transport; vesicle-mediated transport; vesicle fusion. The transcript is spliced from 5 exons. NCBI's taxonomy places the organism in Eukaryota, Metazoa, Arthropoda, Insecta, Ephemeroptera, Baetidae. Bases 152 to 1108 code for a protein of 318 amino acids. The record is from RefSeq and is a predicted model, not a curated record. Gene Ontology annotation, cellular component: endomembrane system; SNARE complex; membrane.
CCCUGGUUUGUCAUCUAUUCUGUCGUCUAAAAAAAUUCGCCUCUGUUAGAGCAAGCAACCCUUUGUGACGUUGUCGAAUUCGGAAUUGAUGGCAAAUUUUCGCUGAGGACAUGUAGUUAUCGCUUUGCAAGUCGUCGAGCUGACCAAAAAAAUGGCAACUAGAAGUCUCACCGAUGUUUUCGUCCUCAUGAGAAACAACUCCACCCAGAGCAGGAAUAUUUAUUCAGAACAGCGUUUAUCAGAGCGUGUAUCGCUGAUGAACCCAGACCUGGAGGCUGGCGUUCACCUCUUGCGAAAUGGCUCUGGCGACGAAGACUCAAACGAACCUCCCUCUUGGGUGGACAGUUUAGAAGAGGCUCAGUAUUCCUUGAGCAAAAUCCAGGGUAAGCUGAGAGAGCUGGAGUCGCUGCACACAAAGCACUUGCACCGGCCAACCAUGGAUGAUUCGGCCGAAGAAGAAAGCCAGAUUGACGCCCUCAACAAGGAAAUUGCUAGGAUGUUCAACAACACACACAAAAUUAUCCAGCAAAUUAGGAGGAACAGCGUCUCUGAGGCGAGACACGGCAAGGAGAAGCGGCUGUCGUACAACGUAGUUUCAUGUCUAGUCACAUCGAUGCAAGAGCUUUCAAAUAAGUUUAGAGAGAGUCAAGGGAAUUACCUGAGAAAGCUGAACUCGCGUGAGGAGCGUUCAAAGCAGUAUCUGAUGCUGCCAGAGGAAAUGGACACGCAGGAGCAGCCUAGCGCGGAGGACGUUCUGUUUGGGCUUCCACCCGGCACCAACGCCAUCACCAGUCAGCAGCUGCUUGUGCUUGCGGACAACACUGCACAAGCGGAGCAGCGUGAGGAGGAAGUUCGCAAGAUUGUGUCCAGCAUCAUUGAUCUCAACUCCAUUUUCAAAGACCUGGCGCACAUGGUCGUGGACCAAGGUACGGUUCUGGACCGGAUAGACUUCAACGUGGAAAGAACGCAGGAGCAGGUGACGCAAGGUUUCCGGCAACUUCAAAAGGCUGAGCGCUACCAACGCUCCAACCGCAAAAUGAAGUGCAUUCUAAUCAUGACUGCCACUGUUAUUGUGCUCUUAUUCCUAUUGAUAAUCAUAAAAUCUUGAAUAUUUAUGAAUAUACAAAUCAAAAGCUAUUAAAUUACGAUAAUUGCUAACAGACUGAA